Mesocestoides corti is the source of this 387-nucleotide messenger RNA. NCBI's taxonomy places the organism in Eukaryota, Metazoa, Platyhelminthes, Cestoda, Cyclophyllidea, Mesocestoididae. The record is from the annotation of a GenBank genome assembly.
AUGUUGUCAUCAACGGACUUGCGCGAAAGGCGACUUAUGCAACUCGAAAUUUGCCACCUUGUUCUCCUCUCCUGUGCGCUCGCCGCUCGCUGCGCCGAGGUUGUGAUGCCCGUGUUCUCGAACUACGUGAUGCCGUGCAACAUCUCCGAGCUGCCGCAACCCCCCGACCGGGAGCUUUUCCUGUGGUUCCAGGACAGCCAGCUCAUUCGCGCCGUCAACCCCUUCCUGCUGGCGCACGGUGAAAUCGAGUUCCGCCAGCUGACACCGAGCGCCGCCGGCGUCUACCUCUGCUGCUACGGCGGCGCCGGAAUGCGGUGGUGCGCGGACGAGAUCCACCUGAGGGUGCUGAGUGAGUGCCACGAUUCCACCCGACGAGUUUCACCUUGA